AUGCAUAGGGACAACCCACGAGGGAGAAGAGGAGAAAAAACCAUUACUCGAGAGAGGAAGUUGAAGAAGAAGAGGCAGGAAGCCCAAUCAAAGAGGGAGAAAAAGGAAAAUAGAAAGAGAGAGAAGGAAGAACGAGAGAGGCGAGAGGAAGAAAUGAGAGCUAAGGAGGAGGAAGAGAGGAAGAAGAGAGAAGAGGCCAUGCGUCGACAACAAGAACAAAUUUCAAGUUUUGACACAGAGGACUCUGAAGAGGAGCAAGAACAGAGUGACGAUGAGAGCUCUUCUUCAUCUGAGAAUGAUGAAGGAGGAGAGAGAGCAGCUGCUUUGGCUCAAAAAGAGCCAGAGCAGCCUUGGAAAGCCAUAAACUCUGCACCUACUCUGGAUGAGGUUCGAUCAUCCUUAGCAGUAUUGAGAUCCGAGUCUUUGACAAAUGCUACUCGACUCGAACAAUUACAAGAAUUGACGACAAUCAAUACAGAGACCCUGCAAAAGGUCGUUGCUCACAUUCAGAGGGAUGCUGCCUCCACCUCAACUCAAGAUCAGACAACGCUCAUCCCUCUGAGUGUCCCUGUUGACCACAUCACCCAGAAAGAGAUGCGGGAUCUGGAUCAACUACUUGAAAAGGUGGCGAACUACACCUCUGACUUCAACAAUAUAACCAAGCAGGCGGUCAUCAACAUGCGCCGCUCUUUGGCUGCGUUCAAGUUUAGAGCGGACGUAGAGAUCACCAACUCUACCGCAGCUUCAGAUAUUGUUGACUUCUUUGACGCAAAGGUCAAGGCAAUGGCUCCCACUGAUGUGUAG
Molecule: messenger RNA, 804 nt
Organism: Cynara cardunculus var. scolymus (artichoke)
Lineage: Eukaryota; Viridiplantae; Streptophyta; Magnoliopsida; Asterales; Asteraceae
Product: GRB10-interacting GYF protein 2-like
Exons: 2
Coding region: 1-804 (267 amino acids)
Source: RefSeq, a predicted model, not a curated record